Messenger RNA from Dentiscutata erythropus, 282 nucleotides. NCBI's taxonomy places the organism in Eukaryota, Fungi, Glomeromycota, Glomeromycetes, Diversisporales, Gigasporaceae. The record is from the annotation of a GenBank genome assembly.
AUGACUGUUAAAAACCUAGUUCAGAUCGUGGUUCCGAAUGCAAAACAACAAAUACUCAAGUUAAUUGAUUACUAUCAAAAUGAAUCAUAUAUUGAAGCACCAGUAAAGUCUUCUAUUAAAAAUUCUAAAAAGAUACAAGACUAUUUUCAUGAACUUCAAAAUCAAGAACAAGCAAGCUUUUCACAGAAUGAAUUAUCAACUCAGCAAGAUCAUUUUACAGAAUUGGAAGUAUAUCUUGCAGAACUAGCUAAUAAAAAUAAUGAUGAUCCAGUUUUAUACUAG